This is a messenger RNA of Cimex lectularius (bed bug), 4719 nucleotides long. Its product is annotated as latrophilin Cirl-like. The record is from RefSeq and is a predicted model, not a curated record. Lineage: Eukaryota; Metazoa; Arthropoda; Insecta; Hemiptera; Cimicidae. Gene Ontology annotation, biological process: cell surface receptor signaling pathway; adenylate cyclase-activating G protein-coupled receptor signaling pathway. The transcript is spliced from 17 exons. Gene Ontology annotation, cellular component: membrane. Gene Ontology annotation, molecular function: G protein-coupled receptor activity; carbohydrate binding. Bases 700 to 4398 code for a protein of 1232 amino acids.
GAUGUCCGUCUGCUUUCCUCAUUCCAAGUAUUCUUGCCCCUCUCCUGCUGACGCGAUCCGCCGUCCGUCGAUUCUUCUCCUUUCACGAAGUCACGAUUACUUUCGGCCGUGAGACCACAUCAGACGGGGGCGCAGUGUUCCACAUUCCGACGUGGAGAAUGGUGACUGAUUAAUAAAAGCCCGUUUGGAUACAACGCCUCUGUUUUCUUCGCCAAGGGACGUACAGUGUUUUUCAAGUUUGCCACCCAGGAUACGAGGAUGUUUCUUCCGCCUUGGCGUUUCAGUCUUUAAUGAUGAACUUUAAAAUCCAACGGGACAGAUUCUGUGACUCGGACUAUUCGAGUGUUGCCCAAAUCCGACUUUUCAAAAGUGCCUACCGUGAUGUCUAAAUUCCUUCUCUGAACCGGUGGCUUUUCGUCAGUCAAACAGUGCCGCACUGAGUGUUAACGCGCAGCUGAAGAAAGACAAUUGUUUAUUUCUCGGAUAGGAAACAAACGAAGGACAACAAAAAGAGAAUAUCGAGUGAUUUCAGGGAGGAGGGUCCUGAAUGGAGAAAUCAGUCGUUAACAGGCAAAUCGGCGAUUCGAAAAUUUUUCAACACCUCGCCUCCCACGACUACCCCAAGUGACAAUGAUAGUUUCCAACGUCUUGGAUGGAUUCCUACAUUUUCUUUUUACCCGGUUUCUCGGUCCCUUUUGAAUGAGUCUCCAGUCGAUUACUAACCGAGGAAGAGCUAUGGUACACCGGGGCGGGUUUUCUCUUCUAUUACUUUGCCUUUUUUCCAUUGCACGGAGCCUCGCCAAAAAUCAAGGUGAGUCAACUGCCUAUGCUUCUUGGAUUAAAGAACAGAAAGAACAACCGAGAUACGACACUGCAUACGCUUGUGAGGGAAAGACUCUAAGAAUCGACUGCAAGGAUGGCGAAUUGAUCAAUUUAAUUCGAGCCAACUAUGGCAGGUUUUCAAUAACCAUUUGCAAUGACCACGGUAACACCGAGUGGAGUGUUAACUGUAUGUCUCCAAAAUCACUGCGAGUCCUCCACGCAAGAUGUAGUCAACAACAGAACUGUAGUAUACAGGCUAGUACAUCACUUUUUGGUGAGCCUUGUGCUGGAACACUUAAGUACUUAGAAGCACAUUACCAGUGCAUACCACCCACGUUAACAACCACAACAAUUCGACCUAGUCCACCUUGGCUUAUUACUUCCCAACCCAGUGUAUGGAGCACUGCAAAGGCUGUGACCCUUCGACCACCUGUGCCCACACCUCCACCACCUACAUCAAAUCUACCUUCUACAUCGUCUACGACUAGUAGUGUGAGUACUACAAAUUCCACGACGACAGAAGCGAAUGUGUUGUCCGGUUCUACGACCACGUUGAGUACAACUGUUUCAACAACUUCAAAACCUUUAUUUCAAUCCGAAUUUCAAGAGAAUCCAAGCUCUACGACACUAGCCCAUCCCACUACGACAACUUUUGUACCGUCUAGCCCAGUGUCUUUACAUUCGACAGGUGGGACAAUUGAUGAAUCCCAAAUGUGUGUUCCUGAAUUGGCAAGGGGAUUGAAGUGGAAUUGGACAAAAGUAGGAGAUGCAGAAGUGCAGCCUUGCCCUGGAGGUGCAUCUGGAUUAGCAAAAUGGAAAUGCGUCCAGGGACCUCCACCAAGACGACUGUUUCCUACUCCAGAUUUAAGCGAAUGUCGUUCUGUAUGGCUCACUAGCCUUGAUACUAGGAUAACAGAAGGAGAUUCAAUAAUUAAUAUUGCUAAUGAUCUAUCACAGGUUACCGACAGUAAAACUUUAUAUGGAGGAGACAUGAUGACUACUACAUUAAUUAUGAGAAGGAUGGCACAAAAGAUGGCCAAUGACAUUAGCACCUUCCCAGACCCUCGUCAGAGAGAAGCAAUAGUGACAGAAUUGUUGCUCGGAGUAGUUAAAACUGGGAGUAAUCUUCUUGACCCGGCCCAGCUUCCGUCUUGGCGGGAUUUGACAUACAAAGACCAAAUGAGUGUGGCGACGUCGCUCAUAUUUGGCAUAGAAGAAAAUUCUUUUUUGUUGGCUGACACAGUUAUUCGAGAGAAGACAGUGAAACAUAAAGAAAAAAAUAUUUUUUUGGCUGUGAAAGUUAUUGAAAUUCCCAAUGUUAUAACUGAAAAUUUUAAUAGUAGUAAUUUUAAUGAAGGAGAAAGUGGUGGUGAUGGAGGCGAAAAUUGGUUACGCCUUGAAAAAAGAGCUUUAUUGGAUAACACAGACAGUGAUUUGCUUCGUUUAGUGUAUGUCGCAUUCGAUCGCUUAGAGGAAAUAUUACAACCACUACCAAUGGCCAACGUAUCACGAAUAGUAAAUAGCAAAGUGAUAUCGGCGUCCUUGGGUAAAGGCAGGCACAUACAAUUGUCUCAACCAGUAACAAUUUGCUUGAAACAUAUUCGUACAGAAAAUGUUACUAACCCUACAUGUGUGUUUUGGGAUUACCUGAUGAGUUCGUGGUCUGAAGAAGGAUGUCAGGUCCAAUUUACAAAUUUGACCCACACAAUAUGCAUUUGUGACCACUUGACAAAUUUUGCCAUAUUAAUGGACAUCCAAGCAACCUACUUACCACCCAUGCAUCAAAUGGCACUUCAAAUAAUAACAUAUGUCGGGUGUAUAAUAUCUAUUAUAUGCCUUGUUCUAUCAAUUAUCACUUUUCAGCUAUUCAGAGGAUUAAAGUCUGAUCGGACAACAAUCCAUAAAAAUCUCUGCAUUUGCUUGCUCAUAGCUGAAGUCCUAUUUGUAGCUGGAGUUGGUAAAACCGACCAAGCUAUUUUGUGCGGCAUAAUAGCUGGUCUUUUACACUUCUUCUUCUUGUGUGCAUUUGCAUGGAUGUUUCUAGAAGGUUUCCAGUUGUAUGUUAUGUUAAUAGAAGUCUUUGAGGCAGAAAAAUCCCGUUUGCGUUGGUAUUAUUUAUUUGCCUAUGGGGCUCCAUUAGUAGUCGUAAUUGUUUCUUGCCUUAUCGACCCAUUCAGUUAUGGAACUGAUCGAUAUUGUUGGUUACGUGCAGACAACUUCUUUAUCUUCAGUUUUGUUGGACCUGUAAUUGCUGUGAUACUUGCUAAUCUAGUCUUUUUAACCAUGGCCAUUUACAUGAUGUGCCGACAUUCAAAUGCAUCUAUUGCCAUGAAGAGCAAAGAGCAUUCAAGACUGGCCAGUGCCAGGGCUUGGCUAAGAGGAGCCAUAAUUCUCGUCUUCCUACUGGGGCUUACAUGGUUGUUUGGCCUCCUUUAUUUAAAUGAAGAAUCAGUGGUCAUGGCCUAUGUUUUUACUUGUUUAAAUAGUACACAAGGCCUGUUCAUAUUUGUAUUCCACUGCAUCCAAAAUGAUAAGGUUCAGAAGGAGUACAGAAAAUUCUUUAGAAGACAUGUUUGGCUUUCUAAGUGCUUAGGGUGCCAAGAAAGCGGAGGAGGUGUUAGUGGCAGCGGUGGGGAGAGCAAAGAACGGCGAACAAGCCUCUAUACAGGAUCUCACGGAAAUGCUCAGAGUACUGAAAGUACAUCAGCGUCUUCAACUGCAGCAGUGACAGGUCCUGCACCUCCACAUGGAACCAGCCAUUGUGGGCCGAUGAGUGGUUGGCCAAGAGGUGUAACAAAGGAAAAUGAAGUCGAAGUGUCCAUUGCCACUUUACCUUAUGUUACUAGACCUACUUCCCGACCCACAGGAUUCCUACCUCUUAACAUUCCAAAAUCUGCUACUACAUGGGGUCCACUGCAUAAGCCUUUCAUUUGGAAGAACAUUUCUUUUAAGUCCUUUAGUCGAGAUUCUGGUCAUGGCGGUUCUGAACAAGAAGAUUCUCCCAAGGCUCAUACAACUGUUUUGACUAGUAAUUCACUGUUACGCCACAAAGAAAGGCCAAGUUACAUGACUGCUGCUUACUCUCAUUCUCAUCUUCAACCACAGUUGCAGCAUGUACAGGCAGCAACAAUGCAGCAUCGUAACAAACGACCGAAUGGUACCUCACGCGCUACAAGCCCUUGGAACCACACUUACACUGAAAUACGAGAGAGGGAGCAGAGAGUCCAUGAUGAUGACCCAGUGUAUGAGGAGAUAGAAAGGGAGCGUGCUGAAAUUCAAGUGAGCGAUAUGAGCGAUGAAGAUGGCCGAAGACAGAGCGAUAUGAGUCGACAAUCUUCAAGAAGCUACGGGGAUCAUCGGCCGUUGAUUCCCUAUAGCCCAGCUGCCGACAGAAAUUUUCACACUGCGUUCGACGCCGCUUUUAAACAGCGUCUAAAGGAGCAAGCUCAAAACAGAGCGAAUGCACAACAAGGUACUGUAGCAGUGUUAGACGGUGAAACAGUGGUGUGUCACUUGCAACCGGAAUAUACAACAAGGACUAUGUUACAGCAACAUCAACCUUAUAGCGAAUGUUAAUGUAAAAACUUUUAGAAAAAAAAUCAAUCCGCCUUAACUUAAAAUUAUUAUAAAGCUCAUGUUGGAAUCUCAUUUCACUGUGUUUAUAUUGUAAAUAUAUUUCAGCUUUGUAAAAUAAUAAAUGACACCUGUCAUGUGAAGACUUAUCCAGUGUAAAAAAAAAAUUUCUGUGACUUUUUAUAUAAUUCUAUUUGCUAAGAAUAAAUAUGAAAUGUAAAUUAAUAAAUAAUGCUCCUGUGAUGAUGCAAUCAUAGCUGUUAAAUAUAAAGCAUCACUACCUUAAGACUGUUGUAUAAUAAAAUUAUCCAAGAAGAAUAUUAA